AUGAGUCUUGACCAUGAAAUACCCCGCGAGUUGGAAGACACAGACAGCUACGAGCUGCCCCAGGUACCCGGAAGCGGGCCGGAACCAGUGACCGACAGGCAGCCAGCCCUCCAAUGGAAGCCCUCAUCACGCACGGUGGAUGAGACCCUGGCGCAGGGGCUCUCCAAUGAGGAUCUGUGGAUGCUGAUUCGGCGGUUUAAUAAGCAAAUCUACCAUGUGAAAGCGGUGCCAGAUCCGCAGGGGAGGGAUAUUGAUCUCAAUCGUGCGGAUGAUGAACAGUUUCCACCUGAGAAGCUGCGCAUGACCGUUGAGAGGUUUUACACGUCUGUCGUUGUAGGGUUGACAGAAUUCUUUCGGCAUGUUGGGAGGUUGAGGUCUUGGAAGGAGCCUCUUCGGACUUCGAUAUUCUGUAGUGUCUAUUUCUCUUCAUGGCUUUUGGACCUUCUCAUCCCGGCCAUUUUGAGUCUUUUGGUGGCUCUGAUAAUGUUCCCGCCCGUCCGGACAUUGCUCUUCCCAAUGGCCCCGGCAAAAACAGUUUCAGAUGCUUCAAGUGUGAACAGCUCGGGUGAACAGCCCGAGUCUCAUGAUAGCCUCACUGGAGCCCCAGAGAAUCACAAGGGUGAAGCAGCCGAGCAGGAGGCGAAGCAUCUAGUAGACAGUGUUGCCGCCAUGGCCGUGGAAAGCGCCGCUGCCAGAUAUGGCCAAACAGUCGCCGAGGAUUCUUUUGAGGUGCCCGCUACACCAGAGCCUCUUUUGGCCAUUGAGGGCGCACCGGCUGGCCAGCCCGAGGACUCUCCCGAGGACAAGACGAAAAAACCCAUGAGGUCAAAGGCUGCAAAGGGUACCGACAAGGCGAUGCGUGUUGUCAGCGAUAUCACAGACGUUUACGAACAAUUCGCAAAUCUUUUCUCUCCUACUCCUCCAUUCUAUCUGGUCUCCUCUCGACUCCGUAUCUCUAGCAUUUUGACUGUGAUUUCCGUCGUGAUACCGUUUGCACCCAGCUACUGGAUUAUAAAGGGCAUCGGCUUCGCCAUUGGUCUUGGAUUCUUCGGUGACCCAAUAUUCGCCUACACGUUGGACAUGUUGAACCGCAAGAUUCCAAACUGGAAAGACCAGCUCGACAUGCAGAAAACAUUGCUAAAGGGCGUCCCAACAAACGCCCAGCUAACAUUAACCCUCCUCCGCAUUGGCGAAAUCAACUCCUCACCCCUCCCACCCCCACCAAGCGCCGAAGACAACGAACGAGCCUGGCCAAUCCGCAAAAAGUCCAAACCUGCUGUCACCCCCCUAUCCAGCGACAACGUAUCCCUCGACACAGCAUCCCAAGCAGGCUCACUCACCGACCCCCUUCCACCACCCAAACCCAAACGCCGCUGGGUUUUCAAACUCCUCAAAUUCGUCCGCCGUACCAUCGCAACCGCCAUCCGUGGCCACAUCGCCAUGGACCGUGCGAUGGCCAUCGCCGGCUCCGCACAUACCAAGAACCUGCUCAGCAUGCUCCAAAAACGAGGCUUCAUCUCUAAACCCUUCGGCCCGCUGAAAUUCGACGCGAAGUUCGAGCGGAAGCGUGGUGCCGCGGUUAUUGAUUCGUCGAAGGAGCCGCCUAUUCUGUACUUUACUACUUAUCAGUCUGCGGGUCUUGAUGAUCUCAGGAUUGAGAGUCGGAAGAAAGGGUCCGUGCUCUUUCAAAUUCCGGUAACCGAGAUUAAGGAGUUGAAGAAGACGGAGGGCCUUGGGUGGAAGGGCAAGUUGAUUGUUGAGUUGACGGCUGGCAGUAAGGAGGCUGCUGAUGGGUUAGUCGUUACAGGUGGUGAGGAAGGGCAGGCGUAUCAUUUGACGGGAAUGAGGUCGAGGAAUCAGCUGUUUAAUCGGUUGGUUGCUAUGGAUGCGCAGUUUUGGGAGAGUCGAUAG
This is a messenger RNA of Penicillium cinerascens, 1911 nucleotides long. RefSeq lists its product as uncharacterized. The transcript is spliced from 5 exons. Bases 1 to 1911 code for a protein of 636 amino acids. NCBI's taxonomy places the organism in Eukaryota, Fungi, Ascomycota, Eurotiomycetes, Eurotiales, Aspergillaceae. The record is from RefSeq and is a predicted model, not a curated record.